Lactuca sativa (garden lettuce) is the source of this 483-nucleotide messenger RNA. The record is from RefSeq and is a predicted model, not a curated record. Lineage: Eukaryota; Viridiplantae; Streptophyta; Magnoliopsida; Asterales; Asteraceae.
AUGCGUGCAGUCAUCCAAAAAUUAGAAAGAAAAGUGAUUCCCAAAAUAUCCAUACUGGGUGGAGGUGGAGGCGGUGGCGGUGACAUAUAUGGUGGUGGUUGUGGAAACGAUGAUAGUGGUUGUGGUGGUGAAAGUGGUCGUAACAGAAGGGGUGGAGGUGGACGUGGUGAUUUUUGCGAAGGUGGUGACGAAACAGGUGGUGGAGAUGGUGAUGGUUGCAGAGGUGAUAGGGGUGGAAAAGAUGGUAGAGGCGUGGUGGUGGUAGCUAUGGUGACGAUGAAGAGGUGUGGUGGUGGUUGGGGUGACGUUGAAGGUGGUGGUAUUGGUGGUGAAACCGAGAGAGAUGGUCAAGGUUGUGUUCGCAUAAAGGAUGGUGAUGGACUAGUGGUAAUGAUGGUGGUUGCAAUGAAAGAGGUGGUGGUGGUAGUGAUGAAGGAGGUGAUAGUGGUGGAGAAGGGGGUAGUAAGAUACCAUUUUGUUUAA